CACUUCACUUCACUUUACUUGCAGUCCCUUACUUAAGCGCCCCCCCGACCUCCCCUCUUCUAUUGUACCUUUAGUUGCCUGCCUAUUGUACCUGCUCUGUUACAUCACAGACCACCCUAGAUUGCUACGUACUUGAGCGCCUCUCCUCUUCCACACCCUUUCAGUAUGCUCUCUUAGCCACCACCACCACCGAUUCGGUCUACUGCUUGAAUACAGCUCGACAGGCAGCAAAGUCUCCACAAUGGGUAUCUCAGGCCUUCUACCGCUUCUCAAGUCUAUUCAGAGGCCAUGUUCACUCAAGAAAUUCUCCGGCCAGACCAUUGGUGUCGAUGCGUAUGGCUGGCUUCAUCGAGGCACUGCUGCUUGUGCCAUCGAUCUAGCGCUCGAUAAACCUACCACUAAAUAUGUUGAUUUUGCGAUGAACCGAGUUCGCAUGUUGAUCCAUUUUGGUAUAACACCUUUCAUUGUAUUCGACGGCGAUUAUCUUCCCAGCAAAGCGGGAACCGAGAAAGAAAGAUCUGAGAGGAGGAAGGAGGGCAAGCGACUCGGGUUGGAACUAUUAAAAGUCGGAAAGGCCUCUCAGGCCCAGAUGGAAUUACAAAAGGCUGUCGAUGUCACGCCGGAAAUGGCACGCAUGCUAAUCGAGGAAUUGAAGCACCACAACAUUCGAUAUGUUGUUGCUCCGUACGAGGCCGAUUCGCAGCUUGCCUACCUCGAGCGACAGGGACUUAUCGAUGGCAUUCUGUCGGAAGAUUCCGACCUUCUAGUCUUCGGAGCAAAACGUCUCCUCACCAAGCUCGACAAGUACGGCGAGUGCGUCGAGAUCUGCCGCGACAACUUCACGGCUUGUAGGGAGGUCAGCUUGGUAGGCUGGUCAGAUGCGGACUUCCGACGCAUGGCUAUGCUCAGCGGAUGUGAUUAUCUUCCCGGCAUCGGCAAGAUGGGAUUGAAGACAGCGUAUCGCAUGCUACGUAAGCAUAAGACUGUGGAGAGGCUGGUCAAGGCAGCUCAAUUCGACGGCCAGUAUAAGGUCGCUCCAGGUUACCUCGAUGCCUUUUACCAAGCGGAGAAUACGUUCCUCUACCAAUGGGUUUUCUGCCCUAACAGCAACCGGCUAGUUAACUUGACGGAUCCUGCAUCUGGGGUGGAUGUGUUAGCAAUGCCAUAUAUCGGUGCAGAGGUACCUGCAAAUAUUGCUGUGGGUGUCGCAAGAGGGGAUCUACAUCCUCACUCAAAGGAGCCACUCACGGUCCUCUUCAGGGAAAAGCCGAACGCUAGGCCAUUACGUCCAUCACCAAGGGCGCAAGUCACUGCUCAAACUCCAGAUAUGAAGGGAUCAAAGCCAAUCGACUCAUUCUUCAAGCCAAAGCGUACACCACUUGCUGAGCUGGAUCCCAACAUCUUCACCCCAUCGCCCAGCCAACAAGUUCUUCUCGAGCAACAACGAAAUGCUAGUUGGGAUCCUGUCAUGGCGCCUCCUUUGUUGACGCAAGCGCGUUCCGCGAUUCCCAGGACAGCACCUCAACCUCCGAGGCGGACCGUAUCUGAAUCUUUCACCAGGCGCUCUGCUCCACAGCCAGCUAAGAGAAACCGUUUGUGCUCUGACAACUUUCUCAUUACUCCACUUGGUGCGAAGCAUGGAGAGGAACGGAGCCCAUUCUUCGAGCCCUCCAUCACAGAACCCAGCCCAUCUCUACGAAACAGCAAAAAGCAUAGAAAGUCGAGCAAUGAUUUCGAAUUGUACUCCGAUGACUCAAUUGAGGAAGCAAUGGCUAUCCUUGCUUCCACUCAAGAAUCGGCCAAACGCCCUAAGAAGAAAAAGAAGUUGGCUGUCUUCACGGAAGAUGAAACUCGUUCGAGCCUUGCCAGUGCCGAUUCACAGUCUACCAUCGCAUCAACGAGCACAGCAGAACUUUCGCAGGAGUCAACUGGAACCCUUACGCCAGCAACAUCUUUUGGUAGCCCUGCACCGGAGUCGUCGCUCGAUACGCCAUUCACCAAAGCACUAUCAUCUCAAGUGAAAAGCCUGCGCUCCAAGUUCUCCUAUCAUGCUCUGAAGAUGGCAGGAAACGUUCCUUCUGAGAUGCCUACUGCGUCAGGUUCAGCCAUCACGGAUGCUUCUCCAAAAUGUGAAACCGUAGAGAAGGCCUCGUCGGAGAAAACGGCAGCGACUCCUGAAGAUGAGGUCGGUGAGCUCGAGCAUGCUGCUUGGGCUAGCAUGGAGGCUCAAGUUGUUGUUGCUGCCGAGGCAAAGAAUACCACAGUUAUACCAAACUCGUCCCCUGUUGCUGCACCGCCAAAGCCCCAAAGGCUCCAGCUCCGUGGCAGUGAGGAUAUGUUCGUCCCUGAUAGCGAUGGCGAGAGCGAUGGCUCGCCACGCAGGCCUAUUCUGAGCCUAGAUCGAUUCGCAUAUGUUGGUUAGACCAUUCAACAUACUCAUAUGUGAUUCAGUACAUUAUACAGCGGAUUAUUGCGAUGUCUAUGACCUUUGCUACAGGUCAUGGCGCCAAGCUAAAACAAUUGUUUAUUUCAACAGGAUAUUUUUUGAAUCAGCGAGGGGAAAAAGCAGCUGAUAUCCGGUUUCACAAUUUUUUCUUACACAGAGGAUACCCUUGAGGCGUUCAAGCACUAUGCAUAAGCUGGGAUGGUUAUAGUACACAGAUCGGGAUACCCACAUUAAUGACUCUCUAUUCUCAAAAAUUUGGACAUCAUUGCA
Messenger RNA from Aaosphaeria arxii CBS 175.79, 2716 nucleotides. RefSeq names its product PIN domain-like protein. The transcript has 3 exons. The coding region runs from base 242 to 2422 and encodes 726 amino acids. NCBI's taxonomy places the organism in Eukaryota, Fungi, Ascomycota, Dothideomycetes, Pleosporales. Gene Ontology annotation, biological process: DNA double-strand break processing; DNA recombination; mismatch repair. The record is from RefSeq and is a predicted model, not a curated record. Gene Ontology annotation, cellular component: nucleus. Gene Ontology annotation, molecular function: DNA binding; metal ion binding; 5'-3' DNA exonuclease activity.